This is a messenger RNA of Chelmon rostratus (copperband butterflyfish), 1080 nucleotides long. RefSeq names its product hyaluronan and proteoglycan link protein 3-like. The coding region runs from base 1 to 1080 and encodes 359 amino acids. The transcript is spliced from 5 exons. Gene Ontology annotation, molecular function: hyaluronic acid binding. The record is from RefSeq and is a predicted model, not a curated record. Gene Ontology annotation, biological process: cell adhesion. NCBI's taxonomy places the organism in Eukaryota, Metazoa, Chordata, Actinopteri, Chaetodontiformes, Chaetodontidae.
AUGAUGAUUUGCUGCCUCGCUCAGCUGGUUCUCUCAGGCUGGGCUCUGACUGCCCCCACAAGUCCAGACAGCUUCUUCUACCAUAACUUCCUCAGUGGAAAUGUCAGCAAAGAAAUUCAUUUCAGAGGUGUGAAGCUCCACGUGGACUCUGCUCAGCCAUCAGUGUCUGCAGUCAGAGGGGGUAACACCACAGUCCCCUGCAGGUUUUGGUACAAGCCUGAGCUGAGUUCACCAAGGGACGUCCGGGUCAAGUGGUCCUGGCUGCCUGCUGCUGGGGGACAAGAGACAGACGUGCUGGUGGCUAUUGGCUCCGACAGCCGAAGUUUUGGGGAGUUCAGGGGUCGUGUGCAGCUCAGACAGGACUUCCCAGGAGAUGCUGCACUGGUGAUGACCGAAGUCCAGCUGAAUGAUGCAGGCCACUACCGCUGCGAGGUGGUGGACGGACUGGAGGACAAGAGCUCUUCAGUUUAUCUGGACCUACAAGGUGUGGUAUUUCCUUACCAGCACCCUCACGGUCAGUACCACCUGAACUUCCGGGGAGCCCAGCAGGCCUGCGAGGAGCAGGACGCCACGCUGGCCUCCUUCACACAGCUCUUCCAGUCCUGGAAGGAGGGUCUGAACUGGUGCAAUGCAGGCUGGCUGGCUGACGGGACAGUCCAGUACCCCAUCACCCGGCCCAGAGUGCCCUGCGGGGGGCACGGCCUCGCCCCGGGCAUCCGGAGCUACGGAAGACGCCACCUGCGCCUCCAUCGCUACGAUGUCUUCUGCUUCUCCUCCCCUUCACUCGGAGGGAAGGUCUACUAUCUUCAGCCGUCUCACAAAAUGAACCUGACUGAGGCUCAGCAGGCCUGUCAGGAGGACGGGGCGGAGAUCGCCAAAGUCGGGCAGCUCUACGCCGCCUGGAAAUUCACGGGGCUGGACCGCUGCGACGCCGGCUGGCUGGCCGAUGGAAGCGUUCGGUAUCCCAUCGCCAAGCCCCGGAGACACUGCGGUGCCUCUGAGCCGGGGGUGCGCAGCUUCGGCUUCCCACCUCCCCAGCACAAGCAUGGAGUCUACUGCUACAAGUCAGAUGAGGAAUGA